Neoarthrinium moseri is the source of this 351-nucleotide messenger RNA. RefSeq lists its product as uncharacterized. The transcript is spliced from 2 exons. The record is from RefSeq and is a predicted model, not a curated record. NCBI's taxonomy places the organism in Eukaryota, Fungi, Ascomycota, Sordariomycetes, Amphisphaeriales, Apiosporaceae. The coding region runs from base 1 to 351 and encodes 116 amino acids.
AUGGUUCAAAUCAACGCAUUCGCCGUCGGUCUCGCCGCUCUUCUUCUGGGGCAGGCCACAGCAUUCCCGAACGAAUGUAAGAACGGGAUGAGAUACUGCGGAUAUAACCUCCUUAAUGGAGGCCCAUUCCAGCAGGUCUGGGAGCAGCGCCUUAAUGCUGCACUCCCGCCGAAUCAGCAAGGGCAUCAAUUUGGUUCUACCUUUAUCUGCAACAGCGACCAGGUCUCCGUCAGAUUCGAAGAUUACUGCCCCGACAAGGGGGCUGGCUGGGUCUGCAAGAACGGAAACAACAACUUGUGUGUGGUGGAUCCAUUGUUCCCCGGACAAGACUGCUGCAGCAACGUCAAUUAA